Molecule: messenger RNA, 741 nt
Organism: Mercenaria mercenaria
Lineage: Eukaryota; Metazoa; Mollusca; Bivalvia; Venerida; Veneridae
Product: putative eggshell protein
Exons: 2
Coding region: 1-741 (246 amino acids)
Source: RefSeq, a predicted model, not a curated record
AUGGAACGUGUGAAACAUAUGUUUCAGAGAUAUGUGAACGAGGACUACAAUAAUCAUAACUACAACGAAAGACUUCUACGAGAUUUCCACUUCUACUUCUACUCCUACUACGAUUACUUCUACGACUACUUUUACUACGGCUACUACAACAAGUACUACUAUAACGACGACUACUACGACUACUUCUACUCCUACUACGAUUACUUCUACAACUACUUUUACUACGAUUACUACAAUAAAUACUACUACAACGACGACUACUACGACUACUUCUACUCCUACUACGAUUACUUCAACGACUACUUUUACGACGGCUACUAUAACAAGUACUACUACGAAAACGACGACUGCUACGAUUACUACGAUUACUUCUACGACUACUUUUACUACGGCUACUACAAUAACAACUACUACGGCAACGACGACUGCUAUGACUACUUCUACUACCACUACGAUUACUACCAAGACUACUUUUACGACGGCUACUAUAACAAGUACUACUACGACAACGACGACUACUAUGACUACUUCUACUCCUACUACGAUUACUUCCACGACUACUUUUACGACGGCUACUAUAACAAGUACUACUACUACGACGACGACUGCUACGACUACUUCUACUACUACUACGAUUACUUCCACGACUACUUUUACGACGGCUACUAUAACAAGUACUACUACGACGACGACGACUGCUACGACUACUUCUACUACUACUACGAUUACUUCCACGACUAA